Hemiscyllium ocellatum (epaulette shark) is the source of this 6060-nucleotide messenger RNA. RefSeq names its product probable ATP-dependent RNA helicase DDX60. The record is from RefSeq and is a predicted model, not a curated record. Lineage: Eukaryota; Metazoa; Chordata; Chondrichthyes; Orectolobiformes; Hemiscylliidae. Gene Ontology annotation, cellular component: cytoplasm. Gene Ontology annotation, molecular function: nucleic acid binding; ATP binding. Bases 1 to 6060 code for a protein of 2019 amino acids. The transcript has 37 exons.
AUGAGCAGGAAGGGUCAGGCUCAACAAUGGCGGGAUCUCGUGGAGACGAGGGACUAUUCUGACAAGGAAGCCAAUGACAGCUUCAGUGAGGAAGAGAAUCUGGAUGAGGAUGAGGCAGAACCCUUGGACGAGGAGGCCAUGUUGAAGAUGAAGUUGAGGCAGCUGAGUGAUGAUGGAGAGGAGGCGAGGAUGGAUGAGCUACUCCACAGGGCCAUGACUGGAGAGCGUGACUCUUCACCGAAGGGAGAGAUGCUGAAGAAGGGAGGAGGAGAGUCCGAGGUCUGGCCCACGGCCCAGCCUGCUGGAUCCUUGGACUCGAUUACCUACCAGGUCCUGGUGAAGGAGCUCGUGAAAUCUCGCGAGAUGUUGUGUAAACAGAUAGAGGGGAAGCUGGCCCUGACCUCCAUCAUGCUGCAGAAGAAAGUGAGCCUGCUCUGUGACUUUGUGGAGUCUGAGUUCUUUGUCAUUGACGGUGACUCCUUAAUGAUGACAUACAUCCAUGAGACCACCCUCGUCCCUGGGCAAAAUUUGCAUUUCUUUUAUCUGGUGGAGAGCUUCUUGUUUGACUUGACACAGAAGAAGGCAAAGUUUAUCAUUAUGUUCUUUAAGGAUGCUGAAUGUAUGUGGAAUCAAAGUUGCCUUUACCUCUCUGUAAGGACUGCACUGAUUCUCCACCUUCAACACAACACCAACAUCCCAGUCCUUACAGACUUCGCAAACUGCUUUGACCCGAAAUGGAAGGACUUUUUGGUUGAGAACCAUCCGUAUUUCGUGGUGAUGUCAGACAAAGCGUUCACCAGCGGUUGGAGUAGCAAGUGUGCAUCCGGAAUGUUCCACAUAUUUAUGCUCCACACGCUAGGGACAGGAAUAAACAUCGUCCUUUCCUCUGGAAUGAGCUGGGACAUUCUCCGAGUUUAUGGGUAUCAUAUUUGCAGCAGUUCAUACCUGAGAUCGACUUUUCAGAAGAUUCAGCACAGCUUCUCCAAGCUGAAAGGAGUAUGGCCCCAGGGAUGCGACAUCAGCAGAAUUCUUUGCGUUGUGUCCUGCUCAGUGGCUCUGAAGAUGUACGCUCAGGGGUUGGCGAUGGUUGGGUCUGCAACCAAAAAAGGUGGAAAGGCAGAACCUCACGAGGAAGGAUCCAACGAAUUGGCUGUUCAGUCUGCAGCAGACCUGUGCAGGAUAUACUGCCUCCAUGUGACACUGCUACGUAAUCUACCCUUAUCCCACAGAGCCCUCCAAAAAGAUUUUCCAUGGACAGAUUUUGCUGAACACUUCUUAUUGCUGGACAACAGCUCCGUGCCAGGAAAACAGCUCCACACCAGGACAGCAGCUCCACACCAGGAAAACAGCUCCACACCAGGACAACAGCUCCAUGCCAGGAUAACAGCUCCACACCAGGACAACAGCUCCACACCAGGGCAGCAGCUCCACACCAGGAGAACAGCUCCACACCAGGAGAACAGCUCCACGCCAGGACAACAGCUCCACGCCAGGACAGCAGCUCCACACCAGGAUAACAGCUCCACGCCAGGACAACAGCUCCGUGCCAGGAAAACAGCUCCACACCAGGACAGCAGCUCCACACCAGGACAACAGCUCCAUGCCAGGAUAACAGCUCCACACCAGGACAACAGCUCCACACCAGGGCAGCAGCUCCACACCAGGAGAACAGCUCCACACCAGGAUAACAGCUCCACGCCAGGACAACAGCUCCACGCCAGAACAGCAGCUCCACACCAGGGCAGCAGCUCCACACCAGGAGAACAACUCCAUGCCAGGACAACAGCUCCAUGCCAGGACAACAGCUCCACGCUAGGACAACAGCUCCAUGCCAGGCCAGCAGCUCCACACCAGGGCAGCAGCUCCAUGCCAGGACUAGAGCUCCAUAGAAGAAUGGCAGAAUAUUACAUUCUGAAAACACUGGUGGUCACUGGAUGGAAAGUUGACGUGACUUAUCUGAGUGAUCUGAAUGAUGGGCGUCUGUUAAGGACUGUCGCAAAAAUAUGUUCCGAAAUGCCACGUUGUACUGACACAGAGGACCAGUUAGGCAGUAAGAUUGGAAGUGAAUACAGACAUAUCUGGGAAACCGUCGCUAAGAUAUCACCUGAACUCGAUGUAGGAGAUGCUUUCCCAGUGCAAUGUACUUCAGCGGUAUUUCUGAAACCAGAAAAGGCCAAAGGUGCAUCCAUGCAGAAAAUUCCUGUCGCUGGGCUAAUACCGAUAAAGUCAACAUUAGUUGAAGAAUUCAUUGGGGAUUUACUCAAACAAUUGCCACAACUGGACAGUGAGGACCUGGAACAUGAACCACAGUAUAAGCUGAAAGAGUUUGAUGAGAUUUUACAUUGGCACUCCAGAAAACCCAUCUUAACUACUCUCAAAGACCAUCGUGAGAAAUUGAAGGAACCAAUGAGAAAUCCGAAGCAAUGGAGAUACCAGCUGCGCAGUCAGCAAAAGCUUGUUGCAUUUGAGCGAUUUUAUGCUGAAUCCCUGGAUGAAAAGGCAGCGGUGACAAUUGUCACCAGUCAGUCGGCGGUCACUGAUGACUCGGUAAAGCAGCAACAUCAGCCGAGAAAGGGAAACAGCAGCAAGCCAGCGAAGAAGAAAAAUUCCGAACUCAUCAUCGAAGCUCAUGAGAAGAAGAAGAAGGAAGAAGAAGAAAGAAAGGCCAAGGAACGCUGGAGCUCACUGCAAGACUCAAUUCAGAAGGAGCUGAGCAAUGAUAUCGACAAAGGGACUAAGACCCUGGAGAGGUUCCUGCAGACCUGUGCCAGUGAUAGUGUGAAAGUAACUGCUGAGAUGGAGGCGAGUAAAUACUGCUACAAGGCUUGGGCUGAACACUGCAGAUCUAAAGGUGCUAUAACAGAUGUGAAGAUCGCAGUGCUUUUGAUGCGAAGAAUUCAUAGUGUUCUGUACAGACAUAAGGAUCAGCUGAGCCCUAAAGAACUCAAUGAAUUGGCACGUUACCUCAAAAAUCUGGGAUUCCUGAACCUAAGAGAUACAGUUCUGGAGAUGAUAGAUGAAGAACAGAUCACAGUAAACUCACAACUUCAUAAAAUUUCACCACAGAAGCAAGAAAUGAAAACAAAAUUGAAGAAUGAUCCCAGGUUUCCAGUCGGUGUGGGGGCAGCCCGUUUUCAGCUGGAAAAUAUGGGUCCUUAUCUAUUCCGGGAGGAGAGAAAAGAUCCCGAUCCAAGAGUUCAGCACUUUAUACCAGAUUCAUGGCAGAGGGAGCUGUUGGAUGCUGUGGAUAACAAUGAAUCUGCAGUGAUUGUAGCACCAACCUCAUCAGGGAAAACCUACGCAUCGUACUACUGUAUGGAGAAAGUACUGAGGAGCAGUGACACUGGCAUUGUGGUGUACGUUUCACCUACCAAGGCUCUUGUCAAUCAAGUGGUGGCAACUGUCUAUGGAAGAUUUACCAAAUCAUUACCCAGUGGAAAGGUGGUGUGUGGAUACUUCACGAGAGAUUAUCGUGAUCAUAUUCAUGAUUGCCAGAUCCUUGUAACAGUCCCGCAGUGUCUAGAAAUUCUCCUGUUAUCUCCUCAUCUACAGGACUGGGUUAAAAGGAUUCAAUAUGUCAUCUUUGAUGAGGUUCACUGUUUGGGUGGAGAGAUUGGUGCUGAAGUCUGGGAACAUCUUUUGGCCUUGAUCCGUUGCCCUUUUCUGGCUUUGUCAGCAACUAUCAGCAAUCCAGAAGAUUUGACUCAAUGGCUGCAGUCAGUGAAGACAUACUGGCAAGGGGUGGAAAGCAGCUCAGACAAACCAGCUUCGACAAACGUGAAUAAGAAAAGCAAAAAAGGACAAAAGACUGAAGCUCACAAAAGGAGACAGUCCUUCAAAGUGAGACUAGUAACAUAUGAGGAGCGAUACAAUGACCUUGAAAAAUUUCUCUGUGACUUUGAAAACAACGAAUGCAAGUUCAUUCCCUACCACCCCUGUGCUGCUUUAACAGUGAAUCAUAUUGAAAGCUAUGGGAUUCCAUCUGACCUUGCACUUACUCCAUCUGAGUGUCUCAGACUCUAUGAUGUCAUGGUCUUUGUGUUCCCUGAGUGGCCCAGAGCACAGGAAUUUGAGCCCGAGGAAUACAAGUCAUUCAGGAACAAAGUCGUCAUCAGGAAGAGCGAUGUGAGGGAAUAUGAAGCUGAGCUGAAGAGAGAAUUUGUCGGAUGGUUGAAAGCAGGAUGGAAAGACAAAGUGGAAAAGGUGCUGCUUCUACUGAAUCCAAAAGCCAAAGGGACAUUUCGGAUCAAUGAGAAGAGAAACUUUCCACUAGUGGUUGAAACACUUCAAAAGAUGGAUUUGUUACCUGCUUUAUUUUUUGCAUUUGACAUUUCGUUGGUUGAGGGCUUUGCCGCUGAGCUGCUGAUGCACUUGAUGAAGAAGACGAAAAGCAAAAGGAAACCAAAUGAUGCGAAGGAGAAACAGAAACUAGAAAGUAAACUCCGGAAGCUGGCUAAACACCUGGAGAAGGAAGAUACCUUGACUGACCUCACCCGAAAGCAAAGCGAGCAACUCGUGCUUUACCGUACCGAAUACGACAUGUUAGAGCAAAGAUAUCGGAAACUUUGUGAGCUGCCACCAGGCUGUACUUUUGCAGAGAUUUCAACAGCUGAUGAGCAGUUCCGGGAUAAGAUCUUCUUCCGUAUGCGAAAAGCAAACUGUUCCAAAUAUUUUCAGGCAAUGUUUUUCCGAGGCAUUGGCUGUCAUCAUGCAUCACUGAAUAACAAGAUCAAACAAACUGUCGAGAUGUUAUUCAGACGAGGCUAUAUCAAGGUGGUUAGUUCUACAUCGACACUUGCUUUGGGGAUUAAUAUGCCUUGCAAGACCACUGUCUUUCUUCAAGAUUCCAUGUAUCUGGAUUCCCUCAAUUACAGACAGAUGUCAGGAAGAGCUGGACGUCGUGGUAUGGAUAAUAUCGGGAAGGUCAUUUUUCUGAACGUGCCUUUGCCUAAAGUAAAGCGACUGAUAAAAGCUAACGUCCCUCAACUGAAGGGCCAGUUCCCCUUGAGCAUAACGUUUGUGCUCCGUCUCAUGUUAUUAGCAGCUAGAGCUGAUGACAAGAUGGAUGCUCAGGCCAAGGUACUUUCCGUCCUGCAACACUCUAUGAUGACCUUCAAUCAACCCAAAAAGCAGAAUAUUGUUAAAUUCUACUUCCUGUUCGCUCUGCAGUUCCUGCUUAGACAAAGCUAUCUGGAUGGAGAGGGUCAGCCUCAGGGAUUUGCGGGCCUGGUGAUGCACACACACUACCAUGAACCAGCCAACUUCGUCUUCAUCCACUUCCUGGUGGAGCAUCUGCUGCACAAAAUCUGUAGGCCUCUGAAAAAAGAAUCAAAGCAGUUUUCAGAAGACGUGAUGGAAACCUUAGUUCUCAUAUUGGCAAACCUAUUCGGAAGAAGAUAUCUCCCACCCUGCUUAGAAAAAGAGGAGCUUACGUUUGAACAGUCGAAGGUAUUUCUUGAUGAUCUUCCUGAUGAGUUUGCAGCCUCAGUUGAAGAAUACAACAAGACAGCACGUCAGAUCUUUGGGAAAUUCCUGCUCUCUGUCUCCAAUCAGUGCAGGUUGGAAGAUGAAUACAAGCUUCCUCUCUCAGGCACAUCGUUUAUGGGUCCCACGUUACCUGAAGCCAGUGUCAUCACUAAGAAGUUGGCCAAAACAGUGAAUUGUUCUGCAGUGUCACCAUUCGUCUGUUUAUCUGGACACACUGACCUUGACCUAUUCGUACAGAAUGAUGUCGAUCCAAUAAUUUUCCGCAUGCUUGGAAUUCAUACAAACAACAUUCCUGUUCUGCAACUGAAGUGCUUUGACAAACAAGGCAGGAGAAUGCACCUGAAUGCCUAUGCCCUUGACUUCUACAAGCAUGGCUGUUUAGAUGCUUUACACACCGACAAUGGGUUAAAUCGAGGAGAGGCCUUCAAUCUGAUCAAAGAUUUCUUGCUGGUUAUUGCUUCAAUCAGCACCUCUCUCGAAGACCUGUGCCAAAAUGAAAGUGACCCUGUCGUAAUGGCAUUCCAGCAACUGCACAGAAGCUACCAAAGCAAGUUCGAGGCCGUUUGGAGCUAA